Messenger RNA from Tricharina praecox, 810 nucleotides. RefSeq lists its product as uncharacterized. Gene Ontology annotation, molecular function: oxidoreductase activity. Gene Ontology annotation, cellular component: mitochondrion. NCBI's taxonomy places the organism in Eukaryota, Fungi, Ascomycota, Pezizomycetes, Pezizales, Pyronemataceae. The transcript has a single exon. The record is from RefSeq and is a predicted model, not a curated record. Bases 1 to 810 code for a protein of 269 amino acids.
AUGUCCACGUCGUCGUUUGAACCGUAUCGGCCCCAUUCCGUCCGUACGGCCACACACGCACGUUCGCCAGCGCUCCUCCCGGCAACGAUAACAGCCAUCCACACGCCAACUCCACAUCUGCGUCAGAUAACCCUCGCACUCGCGUCUCCACUCGUUUUCAAGCCCGGCCAGUGGAUCGAUCUGCACCUGCCGUCUAUCCGACAACCAGGCGGCUUCACGAUCAUCACUCCUCCUUCACGCGAAUCCACCUCGUUUGAGCUGUCAAUCGGCCACGCGCCGCAAAAUACCGCUGCGGCGUGGCUAUGGCGCGAGCCCGCGGAGACACUGAGACAAGAGGUUGAAGUGCGGGUCGGCGGCGAGUUCGUGUUCCCGCCGGCUGGAGUACGGCGGGAGGAUGUCGAACGGGUGGUCUUUGUGGCUGGCGGAGUAGGCGUCAAUCCAUUCCUGUCGAUGAUAGCGUGGGUUAGGGGCAAGGAGGCGCCGAAGGAGUGGGAAAACGUUGAGAUGAAGUUUCUAUGGAGUGGGAGAAAGGGACAGUGGGCGUAUCUGGACAGGAUUGAACGGGCGUGUGGGAGGGAGAGUGUGGAACUGUUCGAGACCGGUGAAGUUGUGGGAGAAACGACGGAUUUGAAGGGAUGGGAGGUGAAUACGAGGAGACUGAAUGUGAAAGAUCUAGAGAGGGCAGUGGACGGCAAGAAGGUCCUGGCGUUUGUCUGUGGGCCGAAGGGGUUCACCGACUUCUGUGUUGACGCUCUGGUGCGAGACGUAGCUGUUCAGAAGGAGAGGGUGUUUUGCGAGAAGUGGUGGUAG